ACACCGUAGCAGCGUCUUAUUUUAGGUGUUUGCAUAUACGCAGGACGUGGUACAUCGCGCUGCACGGCUGUCCUUUUUAAAUUAGCAGCCACCUGAUACCAUAUUAGAGGUGUGCAACUUGUGUCGUAGUUGUUAUAGUAAUGCAAAUUACAGGGAGCAACCCUUUCCUUUGAUGAAUGCGGAUGACCAGUCACCUCGGGGAUGCCGCCUAAGCGCAAGGAUUUGACCUCAGUUGUGCAUAUUGGCCAAGAGUAUAAAGUUGGAGACUGCAUCCUUAUCAACCCAGAUGCGGACGCACCGGCCUAUAUUGGGCGCAUUAGGAGGAUGGUGCAGCGGAGCUCCAUUCCUAACGAUGUGGAGCUGGAGGUGACCUGGUUCUACCGGCCCGAGGAGGUUAUCGGUGGCCGGAAGAUCUUCCAUGGCGAGGCGGAGGUGUUCGAUUCGGACCACCAGGACAAGGUUCCGUUGGGGUCCGUUCUGGGCCGCUGCUUCAUCCACACCCUGGAGCGAUACGAGAUGCUGCAGGAGCACAAGGAGAACGACUUCUACAGCCGCAUGAAGUACAGGUCGCGGACGCAGCAGUUUGAGCCGGACCAGGUGCCCAUUUACUGCACAUGUGAAAUGCCGUACAACCCGGACCGGCCCAUGGUGAUGUGCACCGCCUGCGAGGACUGGUUCCACCCGAAGUGCCUUCGGCUGGGCCCGGAGGUGUUCCAGGAUGCUCACUUCACGUGCCCAACCUGUGCGGAGCGGUCAGCGGGCAGCCGGGCGGUUGCGGAGUAGCAGUAGCCCAGGGAGCUGGUAAAUUGAAGUAUUCGCUUACUGCGAGACCCCUUACUGCAGUCUAUGAGAUUUAGGAGGGAUUACUAUCGUUAUCGGACGGGGUUGUGCGGGUUAAACUGGAUGGAUCCCUGGUUUAGAGCAGUUUAACAGUUCCUAUCAGUUUCUCCACUCUAAUUUAAUUCGCUUGCCUAAAAUCUAGUAAAUUCUGGCAGGACGGCGAUGUCGGCAACAGCAUUUUGAUUCGGAGUCGUUGUGGGGCGGGUGGGUAGCGUGCGCCUUCGAUGUCCCAGGAGUGCCCAUGUCGCUAAUGCAGUUUGCAGGUGCGCUUGUAGUUCACUUUUAGAUGCGCUUUACGUUUCGCUUACUGGUUCCGACGUCUCAAAACGAUUGCCUAGUAGGAUGGACAAGGGUUUACGUUGCUUAAACCAAGGGCACGAGCAUUUUCUUGCGCAAGACCUCUGUAUUAGGUGUUGGGAGUGUGGCCCAAAAGGCACAGAACCACAAAGUGACAUGGAGUUGGGAAGUCAAGAAGAGUUUCUCCUCUAUUCUUAGCAAGCGCAUCAUGCUUGUGAUAGUAUGUAUGCAAUGUGCUUGUAACGCUCUGCACGAG
Messenger RNA from Astrephomene gubernaculifera, 1393 nucleotides. NCBI's taxonomy places the organism in Eukaryota, Viridiplantae, Chlorophyta, Chlorophyceae, Chlamydomonadales, Astrephomenaceae. The record is from the annotation of a GenBank genome assembly.